UUAUGAUUGGAAACACAAGUGGACUCUUCAACAGAAGCAAGUAGGCAGUUCUGUGUUUUUGUCAGAUUCUGAAACCUAAGCUUUCUGUAAUGGCGGCCAUCUCAUCGAUAACCUCCACACCAUUCCACUCCCUAAAACCCUCGUCUUCUUCUUCUUUCCCUUCAAAUUCUACUACUGUUAGUCUAGGUUUCUCAAAAGCCUUAGCUACUACACCUCUGACAAUCUCAAAAUCCUAUCAAAACAAACUCAGAGUCUCUGCAACAAAUGAUAAUGACAUUGCUGACACUACUUUAUCCACUAAUGGUUCUGCUCCUUCAACAGCCAGAUCAAAGGCGAGGAGGCAUACAAUUUCAGUGUUUGUUGGAGAUGAAAGUGGGAUGAUUAAUAGGAUUGCUGGGGUAUUUGCAAGGAGAGGGUAUAACAUAGAGUCACUUGCUGUUGGUUUAAACAAGGACAAGGCAAUGUUUACUAUUGUUGUAUCUGGUACUGAAAGGGUGUUGCAACAAGUUGUUGAGCAGCUUCAAAAGCUUGUCAAUGUUUUGAAGGUUGAAGAUCUCUCUAAUGAGCCGCAGGUUGAGCGUGAACUAAUGCUUGUAAAAGUGAAUACAGAUCCAAAGGACCGGGCUGAGAUCAUGUGGUUGGUGGGCAUCUUCAGAGCAAAAAUCGUGGAUAUCUCAGAACAUACAGUGACAAUUGAGGUAACUGGAGAUCCGGGGAAGAUUGCUGCUGUCCAAAGAAACCUAAGCAAGUUUGGAAUCAGGGAAAUUGCAAGAACAGGAAAGAUUGCAUUGAGAAGAGAAAAAAUGGGCGCAUCUGCUCCAUUUUGGAGAUUUUCAGCUGCUUCUUAUCCUGAUCUUGGAGAGAAAAGGCUUGCUGAUACUGGUUUGAGGGCUAAAAAAGGAGCAGUUGCCAGAGAAGAUGAUAUGUCUGCUGGGGGAGACGUUUAUCCAGUGGAGGCUUCUGAUGAUUUUACUCUUAAUCAAAUUCUUGAUGCUCAUUGGGGUGUUCUCACUGAUGAAGAUACAGCUGGACUUCAAUCUCACACUUUGUCCUUGCUUGUAAAUGAUCAUCCUGGAGUUCUUAACAUUGUUACAGGGGUCUUUGCUCGAAGGGGCUAUAACAUUCAGAGUUUGGCUGUUGGGCAUGCAGAAACUGAGGGUCUCUCUCGUAUUACAACCGUUGUGCCUGGUACAGAUGAAUCAAUUACCAAGUUGGUGCAGCAGCUUUAUAAGCUAGUAGAGAUUCAUGAGGUAAGGGAUCUUACCCAUGUGCCAUUUGCUGAAAGGGAAUUGAUGUUAAUAAAGAUUGCUGUGAAUGCUGCUGCUCGACGAGAUGUUCUCGACAUUGCCAGUAUUUUUAGGGCCAACGCUGUUGAUGUAUCUGACCAUACAGUAACUCUUGAGCUCACAGGUGAUUUGGACAAAAUGGUUGCACUGCAAAGGUUGUUGGAACCCUAUGGCAUUUGCGAGGUAGCAAGAACUGGGCGAAUAGCAUUGACACGUGAAUCAGGCGUUGAUUCUAAAUACCUCCGUGGAUAUUCUUUUCCUGUGUAAAUUGACAACUUGGGGGAUGCUUCUUGCAGUGAUAAAGAUAUUCCAGUUAGUUUCAUAUUCGUGCAGUGCUGGCAUAUAAAUUUUGGAGAUAUUUAUAGUGAAAGUAAAGGCAAAUUGAAUAAAAGGUUUUUCUAGGAAGACUAGCCAUAAAGUACCAGUAUGCAGCUUGUCAAUCUUGUUAGUUUUUUGAGUUCCAUUAGAAUGCAAGUUCUUUAUUACAUGUUACAAUGAACAAAGCUGCCAAAGGUUUGGCAUGGCAAUGAAACUUAUCCUGGUUCUAGUUC
Messenger RNA from Populus trichocarpa (black cottonwood), 1837 nucleotides. RefSeq names its product acetolactate synthase small subunit 2, chloroplastic. The coding region runs from base 90 to 1553 and encodes 487 amino acids. Lineage: Eukaryota; Viridiplantae; Streptophyta; Magnoliopsida; Malpighiales; Salicaceae. Gene Ontology annotation, molecular function: acetolactate synthase activity; acetolactate synthase regulator activity. The record is from RefSeq and is a predicted model, not a curated record. Gene Ontology annotation, cellular component: cytosol. Gene Ontology annotation, biological process: L-valine biosynthetic process. The transcript has 12 exons.